UUCGCCACCACCCCGCCACAAUCACCGCCAGUACUGUCAUCACCACCAUCGCUCUCACCACCAACACCACGAUCAUCCUACACCACCAUCACUCCCUAUGCAACGAAAGAAACUAAGGAUCUCCCUGCCGCCCUUACGAAAGACAUGCACCAUGACAGACAGCCUGGGCAGCAAGAGCGACCACUCUGGCCACUCUGUCAUCCAGGCUGGCCUCCGCGCACGCAUGGAUGUGGUGUGCGUGGUGGACCUCAUCUGCCCCGAGCACCUCCACCACAGGAAGCGUGCGUGGGAAGAGGUCAAGAACAGCUGCCUCUCCAUCAACGCCAACUGCUCCCAUAUACAGUUUCAGAAGCUGGACUUUGGCGAAACAAAUGUCCUUGAACAGUUUUACAAUGCUGACGUGGCCAUCGUGGACAUGUCGGUCAGCGUGCAGCAACACUCCCUCUUCUACCACUUGGGGGUGCGGGAGAGCUUUGACAUGAAGGAGAACAUUCUGCUAUAUAACGACAAUGACUCCGAGGUCACCGUCCCCCUCAAGUUCUCAUGCAGCAACUACAUCUUCAUCUCAUACCGCUACCUUGACAUGGGCCAAUGUGUACUGACGGACCCCAGCACUCGCAUUGGGGCUGAGGACACCCUUCCCUCAGAGUCCAGGGUCCUGCUCUCCACCAAGCUACGUCGGCACCUCCAGGAUGUAGAGAUACAGUCCAAAGCACACAUGAAAGAGAAGUUCCUGGCCGACCUGCGUAAGGCCCGGGACGUCUUCUCCGGCGAGGAACUCAAGAAGCAGCUACACAACCUCCGCCGCCGCCUCGACGACCCCAACAUCCUCUCCAUCGACGUGGUGCUCAACAUGCUCAUAUCGCUACGGGAGAUACAGGACUACGACGCCAUGGUACACCUGGUGGAUGACCUUAAGACCAUCCCCAACCGCAAGCUCUACACCAACACGCCGGCCAUCAGGUUCCUCUACGGCUUUGCUCUCAACAGACGCAACAUGCCAGGGGACAGGGAGAAGGCGCUGGCCGUGAUCACCCGAGCUCUGGAGAAGAAGGAGAACGAGGUACCUGACAUGGUGUGCCUCUGUGGCCGCAUCUACAAGGACAAGUUCGUGGAGUCCCAGCACACAGACCAGGAGAGCCUGCACAGCGCCAUCUUCUGGUACCGUAAGGGCUUUGAGGUGCAGCCCAACGAGUACGCCGGGAUCAACCUUGCCACCCUCCUCGUCAUAGCCGGGAACGACUUCUCCAAAUCAGCGGAACUGCAGCACAUAGGCAUGGUGCUCAACAACCUCAUUGGGAAGAAGGGCUCCCUGUCAUCACUGCAGGAUUACUGGGAUGUGGCCACGUUCUUCGAGAUCAGCGUGUUGGCCGAGGACUAUGGGAAGGCCGUACAGGCAGCUGAGUGUAUGUUCAAACUGAAGCCUCCUAAUUGGUACCUCAAGUCAACCAUCGGGAACAUCAUGCUCAUCAAUCGGUUCAGGAAGCGGCCCGAGGACUGUGAGGCGAGCCCAGAGGAGAAAAUCUUCAACUUCUGGAUCGAGUAUUUUGUGGAGGCAACCAAGACUGAGCUCGGGGACAUGAUUCGCUUCCCGAUCCUCAUCCUGGAGCCGAGUCGCAUGUACCAGCCCAGCUACUACCUGCCCAGCUAUGUGACGGUUAAUCUCGGGGCGGAGGAGAAGAGUCUGCAGCUGUGGAACCUCUGUAUCGACCAAAUGAAGGGCACGUGUCGGCAGGUGCAUGAUUGGCUCUUCACGGCUUCCAGCAUCAAGAGCAUUACGCUGUACAAGAGGGACGAACGCGCGGUCUUCCUCUACGUCCAGGAGAACUCGGACGACUUUCAGAUGUUCUUCCCAUCGGAGCAGUGCCGCCUCACCUUCUUCCGGCUGGUCCAGGAGCUCACCGUGGACCAGAAGGGCACCGUCAUGGACCUGGAGGCGGAGAUAUCGUCAGGGCCCAUACAGUACGAGUAUGAGGUGGACGACAGUGGGAAGAGGAUGGUGCUGGGGAAGGGGACGUACGGGGUGGUGUACGCCGCGCGGGACCUCAACACACAGGUCCGAAUCGCCGUCAAGGAGGUGCCGGAGAAGAAUAUUGGAGAGGUACAGCCACUGCACGAGGAGAUCCGUCUACACUCAGAGCUGCGCCACAGGAACAUCGUGCAGUACCUGGGCACGGCAUCGGAGGACGGCUACUUCAAGAUCUUCAUGGAGCAGGUGCCGGGGGGGUCCCUCUCGGCGCUCCUGAGGUCCAAGUGGGGGCCGCUGAAGGAGAACGAGGCCACAGUGGCGUACUACACGAAGCAGAUCCUGGAGGGCCUCAAGUACCUACACGACCAGAAGAUUGUACACAGGGAUAUUAAAGGUGAUAACGUUCUAGUCAACACAUACACGGGGGUGGUGAAGAUCUCAGACUUCGGCACGUCCAAGCGGCUGGCGGGUGUUUGCCUCAGCACCGAGACCUUCACCGGCACCUUGCAGUACAUGGCGCCCGAGGUCAUUGACAAAGGAGCCAGGGGGUACGGUGCUCCGGCUGAUAUCUGGUCCCUGGGGUGCACGGUGGUAGAGAUGGCGACUGGCAACCCUCCCUUCAUCGAGUUGGGUUCUCCUGAGGCGGCGAUGUUCAAGGUGGGUCUGUACAAAAUGCAUCCGGACAUCCCCGAGGAGCUGAGUGAGAAGGCGCGCGGCUUCAUCCUCAAGUGCUUCGAGCCAGACCCCAACAGGAGGGCCACUGCCGCCCAGCUGCUGGAGGAGCCCUUCCUUACUGACCUGGGGCGCAAGAAGAAGGGUGCCAGACUCACCAACCAGCAGGAGUUCUCGCGCAGCAUCUCUGUGCCUUCUGAACGCACUGUGCGGCCCCACGGCGAGAAGUGCCGCCUUGCCAGCUCGCCCGAUGAUGCCGUAGAGCUCGGCUACAGCUAUGGCUCCCGGUGCAACACUGCCGGCAGCCCUAGCAUCUCCCCAGCCUCACCCUGCUCCUACCUCUCAUCUCUCUCCUACUCAAGCUCUGUGAUGACCGGCUCAGACCUGGAUGACUCGCUGAUGUCUCGGCGCUCCUCCAACGGUGGCCUGCUGUCUCCGGAGGUGGACUCGCCCCGCACGGAUGGGGAGCAGGACGGAUUCUACCUCCUGAAGAAGGACUCCCAGCGCAGGAUGACGCUGACGAAGGUGUUGAUGCAUGACCAGAACAAGAUCACCCAAGUCUGGUACCAGCGGCUGCAGCAGGAGCUCGGCACGGACAAGGACAAGCUCCUUCUCACUCAGGAACACCUUCAGAAGAUCAUGGUGGGCCUCCGAGAGUUCAUCCCAGACCACAAGAAGUUUCCCAUCGAGCAGGCAUUCAGCGUACUGCGGGAGGAGAUCAACUACGAGGAGGCAGUCAACCAGAUCAACCUGGCGCUUUAUAUCUUCCAGGACGCUGUGAAUGAGGUCCUAAAGAGCCACAGCAUCAAGCCCCACUGGAUGUUUGCACUGGAUGACUUGCUGCGCAGCGCUGUACACUGUGCCAUCACUGUGCUCUCCCCAGAGCACGAGGAGCUGCUGGGGCCUGUGGAUGCCGUGGCCGGGGUUCUGGAUCGGCCGCAUGACGCCGUGGAGGAAGGCAGCACAUCGGGCGUCUCCACCAUCAACUCCACCAAGUCCGCUAAGCUGCUGCACGACCUCCACCACUCCAAGCACUGCCACCUCCUGCAGGACAACCUCCAGUCCACACGGGUAGAGAACCUCAGGCUGCUGGAGGAGCUCUAUCUCUCAGAGAAGCGCUACGGUGAGAUGCUCAAGAUGUUCCUCUCAGAGCGGCGAGAACAGAGUCAGCACCUGGCGGACCAGCUCGGGGUCCCCCUCCCACCCCUCGUGCUUGGGGCCACCAACACACCUGCCGGGAAGAGGCUGUGCCAGGAGGAGGGGGGAGCUGCCACACACUCCCCAGCCAGCACCCUGGACUCCACCUCCAGUGCCAACACCAUGACAGCAGAGACUGCUGGCGCCUCAGCCCCCUCGCCCUCACUCUCCCAGGACUGUCCCGUCGUCCACGUGUCUUCCCGCAAUAUAGACAUGGAGUUGGUCUUCUGGCUCCAGUCCCUCAACAUUGAUCGCGAUGUUAUUGACAAGUUUCUUGCCGAGGACUACACCAAGGAUGACGUCCUGACCUGGAUGACCCGGGAUGACCUUAGGCGGAUGAGAAUGAGGGGCGGCAUUGAGCUGCGAAUCUGGCGUAGCAUCAUGCAGUACCGCCAGGACUUAGGGCUGCCCCUCAACCCUGAAGAAUGCAGUAGCAGCAACAGUGGUGGUGGUGGUAGCAGAGGCGUUGGUGGCCAGGGUGUGGGGCCGUCCUCUUCCGCCCCCGCCAAGGACCCGCCUCUGCCACCUCGCUCCACAAAGUUGUAGGUGUGGCAGUUCCUCCUCCCUCAGGCUCUCUUGCCACCUCCUCCAUAUUCUUUACCUAGAAGUAUGAAUAUGUGAACUGUGAUAACCCGGCCACACACUGACACACGCGUGCUGUGCAGAGCAAGGCAACGGAAUAUGUACAAGGAAAGAAAAUGGUCUUCAUGGUAGCCCUUCCCAAACAUUAUGUGCCUCUUGCCGGCAGCCUCAGGUUACUGGAAAGUCUCUCAACGUCAAGGCUUGUCACACUGGGCUUCCUGUUGUAUUGAGUCUGUGACAAGUUACAUGGCCUGACGAUGCUGGCUCAGCGGUGAACCAUUGGUGGAAGCUUUCCUGGCGGUGGUGUGUGUUGGCAGGGCAGCAGGAGGUUGGCUGUGGUGCUACUCAGUCUCACUAAUGCAUCAACUUGUUAACUUCUCCUAGAACAAUUCCUUAAGCCUUAUUAAUUAGAGUUCGCUUCCAAUUACUGGUGCUGUAGAUGCCUUACUCUCACAUUUGUAUAUGAGUUAUUGCUUGUACAUAUUUUUUUAAUAGGUAUCCAUAAGGAAUUAUUGUAUAGUUUUUAGAGGAACCUCACAGCUGCCUUGGUAGGUUUUAGCUGUCAGAAGUCAUUAAAGUAUGUUAAUUAAUUAACAGAUUUUACGCAUGGAGUUCCCAAAGGGAACAUUGUCCAAGAUAUGAAUAGUAUUAGAAGCAGUGUUGUCAGAUUUGAACAAUCUUUCCUUCUCUGACUAAAAAUAUUUUUAUUUCUUGAGGCUCAGCUCCCCACCCUGCAUGUGUCAGCGAUGGGGGUUGAUAGAGUAAUAUAUUUCUAGGUACUAAUACUGAAUCCAAAAUAAAAUCAAAGUGAAGUGACUGAAAACUCUUCAAGUUGCAACACAACAAAAACAAUACUAAACACACACAAACCUAACCCUCUCAUGCCAACACCUUACACAUACUCAUCAUGACUUAAAUGGGCAUAAAACUUUAUUUAACCAUAGUUUACACACACGUAAUACUAGAAUUAGAAACAGCUUAAUGAUACAAAAUGGCGCCCAGACUCACAGAUGACAUGAGGGCAUCUUAGCUCACUGGGGUGGCGGGGUUAGUUAAUGAGAUUUUAGAUGAACACUGAACACUGCAUCUGUCCUGGUGUGGCUCCUUGCAUCUCAUCCAGGCAAAGGGAUCUGAAAUAUACUGUAGUUUACUGUAAUCUAAAGAGAUAGGAAAACUUUAAUAUUUUGUUUUAACCCAUAGUGAGACUAGCAGAUUUUUAGUUUUCUUAAUAUAGUUCAUUUUAAUAAAUAUCAUAACUUGCCCAGAGAAAGAGACAUAAGGAGAGGCUGUGGCCCAAGAUUGCUGGAGGAGGUCAGUCUCUUCUCCUGGCAGUGGAGGGCAGGACUUGAGAAUUCUCAGUAUCCAGUGGAGGAUAAAUACUCCGGGGUGUUGCAUCUCAUAGUUUUGUUAAGGCGACAUAGGAUCACAGGGACGUUUUUUCCCCAGUGUGUUGUAACAAUUGUUGUAGUACAAAUGAAGAGGCAAAUGUUACAUUAAUCUGGUUUUUGCACAAGGUGACACUAAUUGCACUGUACAUGAUGCCAGCUUGAAUUUGCCACUUCUUCUAUUGGAAGUAGCCCUAGUUGUCUUUGGCUCAACCUUAAUUUUAGCAAGAGAUUAUUAUAUGUGUACAUACUGUAAAGAGAUAGAUACUGUAUAUCACUGAAGCACAAGCCACACUCUGGACUCCCAAGGAGCGGAGUGCUGGGCAGGGAUGGCUGGGUGGCAGGGGCCAGCAGGCUGCUUGCUGAGGGCUGGAGCGUCAGGGAAUUGCACAUAACAUUAAAAAGUAUUGUCGUAACAAGGUAGUCAAGUGUCAUUGGAGUGAAGAGCAGCAACACUAAAGUGACUUAAGCAAUAGUACUGUAGUGCUUCAGGCCAUGUUGGGUCAAACAAUGCUCAAUAAUCUUGCCGACUGGCUAUAAUGUUGUGUUUUAUCUCAGGACACACAACCAUGUCCAACCAAAAAAACUGAGGCUGCCUGCCUCUGCCUCACACCACAGAAGCUGUGAAUGCAGAGUGUGUGAGCAUCCUUGCAUAAAUGUGCACAUGCUUCAUGUAUGUGUUCAUCUGUUUACAAAGGCACAAGUUCUGGUGCAGUGUUGCAUGAACACACUUGGGAGGUGAUGUAAUGAAGUGUGGAAGUAGUGUCCUGAGACUUAACACUUCAGCAUAGUCUAAAUUUUUAUAAUUUUCUAGUGCAAAUUUUAGUUCAAAUUGGUGUAUUUUAGUUCACAUUUGCCUGUCAAUUUUCCUAGAGUGCAAACUCUUGGCGUUAGUAGUGAGGUGCAGUUCCUAACUCCCUGGUGAAGCAGUUUUGACAACGUGAAAUUAGUGCAACUACGGCAACGCCACACAAGUUGACAUUACAGGACAGUAGAGGCCAAGACUGCACUUGUGUGGUGGCACCUCGUGGGUGUUUGUUGGUGAUGUGCAGCACGUUGUUCAGGGACUUUUGUCAGUCUGUGUGAUUGUAUUCAUGGAAACACAACAGGAAAAUUGAACCUUGCGUGUGACAUCUUGUCCAGUGUUUUGUCUGGUCAGCAGAACGACCUUUGAGGUGACUCUGGGUUCUGUUAUAACUUUGAUGACAUUUUGAAGUAUAUUUCAUAGGUAACUGGUUUGUUAGGUCACCACUUGCUUACUCAGUAGCAGUAAAGGAGGGCUUCCUGCAGAAAUGAUAAUUAUGUCUGUAGGUCUAUCCAUUGUAAAAGUUUACAGUAUAUAAAUUGGUAGAUUUGUCAAAUAUUUGUCUGAUGGUAAUGGUUUGGCUUACUGGGUGCCAACACAACCUUGUGUACAAAAAAGUUGAUAUUGUUU
Eriocheir sinensis (Chinese mitten crab) is the source of this 7240-nucleotide messenger RNA. It is a transcript of the gene Ask1, whose product is annotated as mitogen-activated protein kinase kinase kinase 15-like. The record is from RefSeq and is a predicted model, not a curated record. Gene Ontology annotation, biological process: protein phosphorylation; MAPK cascade. The transcript has 28 exons. Bases 98 to 4384 code for a protein of 1428 amino acids. NCBI's taxonomy places the organism in Eukaryota, Metazoa, Arthropoda, Malacostraca, Decapoda, Varunidae. Gene Ontology annotation, molecular function: ATP binding; protein kinase activity.